AUGGAGGAGACCGUGAGUACCAGCUUUCAGACGACGACGGCGACGGCGACGACGACGAGCGCGAACGCGAGCACUCUGCCGGCCCUCGCGCGCUCGUGCGCGACGCGGCCGCGCCCGGCGAAACCCGCUCCCACAAGCGCGCGUCCAGCUCCAGCUCCAGCCCUGAGGACGAAAAGGACGUCGACUCGUCGUCCACGGCGUCCGAGGACGACAAAAUGGACCAUUUCAAGCAUUUCUUCCGCCGCCGCUCCACCGUCCGGCGCCAGUCGCAGGACUCGCGUCCCAGCGGCGGCAUGCGCAGCCUGCGCUCCGCCGGCGACGACGACGCCGACGACCAGGACCAGGGCUUCUUCUCCAAGUUUAUCAACUACACCGGCGGCGGGCUCGUGCCGGGGCUGGAAAACACCGACUCGAAAAACUCCGACGCAGAUCGCGAAAAAGAGUCCGGCCAGCACAACCUCGAGGAACCCGUCGAGGACGCAGACAUCAGGGACUUUGCGCAGCAGAUCGUGCAAUCGCACGCGGCGUCCACGCCGCACGGCGCUCCAGGCGGCCCAGCCCACGACCCUAACCGUCUGGCCCCCAGCGACUCGCUGGCCCUGCCCCAAGCCGAGCUCGAUGGCGCCCCAAGCAUGUCCGACGCAGAGACAGCCGUGCCCUCGUCGCACAACUCUUUUUUCGCGCCAAUGGUGGGCCACUACGACGACAUCGACCAGCAAGAAGAGUUCGACCCUCUCAUGGAGGAUUCUUCCUACAUCGCGCCCCCCUCCAGGGUCAGAGGCGGUGUGCUGGGCUCGCUAUUGA
Messenger RNA from Lachancea fermentati, 804 nucleotides. Lineage: Eukaryota; Fungi; Ascomycota; Saccharomycetes; Saccharomycetales; Saccharomycetaceae. The record is from the annotation of a GenBank genome assembly.